Messenger RNA from Tetrahymena thermophila SB210, 1455 nucleotides. RefSeq lists its product as hypothetical. The transcript has 16 exons. Lineage: Eukaryota; Ciliophora; Oligohymenophorea; Hymenostomatida; Tetrahymenidae. The record is from RefSeq and is a predicted model, not a curated record.
AUGGAAAUGGAAAUUGAGGAAAUAUAAGACGUUUUAAAAAAUAGAAAUAAGUUAGAAGGUUUAUAAAAAUGUGAUAUUUAGUAUGAAGAUAUCUAAAAUUUGGCUUCGCAUUUUAUGAAAUUUAAUUAGAAUUUAGAGAAAAUUUAAUUAGAUAGCUACAAUUUAACAUCUAUAGUUUUAAAAGCUUUGAACAAUUUUGACAAUAGCUAUGUUGCUAUCUGUGUUUGUAAUAUAAAAAAGAUAAGUUAUUCCCAUAUAGCAACUAAAACUAAAAAAUUAGGAAUUAAUUUUGUUUCUGAGCAUAUCUUUGAUGAUAGACUUCUUUACUAAAUAUUUGAAUAUAAUUAAUAUUUGUUUGCUUGUAAAACUUUAGGAAUGAGUUAAAUAAAUGAACAGAAUUUUAACCUUGUAAAGAGUGCUCUGGUUUAAGAUCAGCAAGUUGAUUAAGAUUUACUAGAAAUUAUUAACAAUUAAAAUGUUGUAGAAAAAUUAUAAAAAUGCUUAAAAUUAGAAAAACUGAAUUUGGAUUUAAACUUUUUGGAGAUGAACCAAAAAUAUAUUUAUUCAAUAUUAAAUAUUGAUAUUCUCAGCUCAAAUCUGAUAGAUCUCAAAAUAGGAUUAAUUUAAAGCGGCAUUUAAGACUUUAUAGUGAAGGAAAUCGCAGAAGCUUUAUUUAAGUAUAACAAACUCCAAAAUCUAGAUUUGUUGCUUUCCUUAAAUCCUAUUUCAGAGAAGUCAAUAUAUAUGAUUCUAAACACAAUUAGUCAACUUAAUAACUUGGAAAAUCUUGUCUUAGAUUUAUAUAAAUUAUAAAAGCCAAUUAGUAUUAUGGAGGAAGAUAAUUAAGAGAGAUAGCAAAAUUAGUUAUAAAUCGAAAAUUCAAUCAAAAAUUUAAAAAUCGAUUUGUCGUGCAAUUAAUAUUUAUCAUCAAAUUCCUUCUAAGAUUUCAUAAAUAUUUCAUUAAGUUGUACAAAGAGCUUAACAGAUUUUUAUUUAGAUUUAAGCAAAAAUCCUAUUUCAAAUGAAGUUUUCUGCUCAAUAAUUAAGGAUCUAUCUUAAUAAACAUAAUUGAGGUCUUUGAACUUACGUUUAGUUGAUCUAAAAAUUAAUUUUGAUGCCUUUAAAGAUUGCUUUGUUAAAUUGACUGAAGUAGAAAGUUUUGUGAUAUAACUUGAUAAAUCUAUCCCUUCUUGCAUAAACCUAUUUGAAGAACUGUUGUUUUUAAAAAAACUAAAACAUCUUGAAGUAAGUACUCAGAAUAAACACUCAAUUACAUAACAUUCAAACAUUUCUAGUAUACUCAGAAAAAUGAAUACUCUUUAGUCUUUCGUUUUAAAUUUUAAUAGUUCAGAGAGAACAUUUUAAUAGAUUAAACCUAUUCAGAGAUUAAAAGGAUAUGCUUACUAUGAAUGUCUAAAACUUAGUUAUCUUGUAUCAGCCGAUCUAUUAUUCUGA